CACCUGGCGGAAUCCACGAACCGGGGAUAGUAUAAAAUUGAGCGCAGAUGCGUUACCAAUUAUCAGUGUGGCAGUGUCUCGUGGAUCACAAACAACACGCAGCCAACAAUGAAGGUCUUUCUAGUACUAUGUGCACUUACGGUGUGCACAUCAGCCACUCUCGACAAGCUUUUCAAGAAAAAGGACUUCGACAUCAGCGGGCUGUUUGAUGGUCUGUUCGAAAAGGACAAGCAUCAUGGGCCACCGCCACGCCCAGUCUACGGCCCUCCACCAGUGCACCGUGCCCCACCGCCGGUGUACGGACCGCCGCCACAACCUGUCUACGGACCACCCGCACCUGUGUACGGGCCACCGCCCGCACCGGUUUACGGACCUCCGCCGCCAGUACAUCACGCACCGCCACCACCACCACCGCCACCACCGCGUCCAGUGUAUGGUCCACCACCGCAAGCAUACCAUGCCCCACCACCACGCCCAGUCUAUGGACCUCCGCCAGUACAUCAUGCUCCGCCGCCGCCACCACCACCACGCCCAGUGUACGGCCCACCGGCUCCAGUGCACCACGCACCUCCGCCACCACCACCACCACCACCACCACCGCCACCACGCCCAGUCUACGGACCUCCGCCAGUACAUCAUGCACCUCCGCCACCACCACCACCCCCACCACAGCAGUACGGACCCCCACCAGCACCGGUCUACCAUGCGCCACCACCAGCCCCGGUCUACCAUGCACCUCCGCCACCGCCCGUCUACAACCCUCCUCCACCACCGCCAGUCUACAACGCUCCCCCGCCCGCACCCGUAUACCAGGCCCCGGUGUACAGUGCUCCAGCUCCUCCGCCACCACCACCACCACCACCACCGCCACAAGUAUACAAUGCGCCUGUUUCGCACCCGGAGCCAAUCCAGCUGCUGCCUCUGCAAAACAAUCCUGUUAGCUUCUCUGGUGCUAGCUCGGCUUCGGUUGCUUCGGGCUCCGUCACCGACGAUGGCUAUCACUAUGGCGUUGGUCAUGGCUCUGGUCACUAGUGCUGCUGCUACCAGUGGUACCAUCCUUCAGCCCAUUCUUUUCGUCCUCUCCCUUUGCCCUAUACCCAACUUCGCUGUUUUCACCCUUCCUUCCCAUCUACUAGACAGCCUGAAAGGGAAACGAAUCCGCUCGUGGAUUGUACAAUACCAAAAGUAUGUUUUAUUAUGUUGAUUGGCUCACGAACUGUAACUUACGCCCCGGGUCGCGCACUGUCGCGGUUCGACCUACCCUCACCAUACACUGAGCGAGUCACAGUCACCGGAUAUUGGCCGAUCACACGUACGCAUCGUAUCGCUGUGCAAAAGCUGAUCACCAGAGAUCACCAGAUUGAUCAUUCCAACAACCAUUAGGCGAGGUACAGUGAACGAUCGGAAGUUGGUGUUGUUUUUUAAGUAAAGAAUAGCCAACUUAACCAAGUAUAAACCGAAUCAUAGGGACCGUGCCAGCAAAUGUUGCGGCGGUUUCUGCAACACACAGAUGUACAAAUAGCAACGAAGCGACCCUAAUUCGCGUGAGGCUACCAGACCUGCAUGAACGCACGGCGGUGAAUUAGUGCUGUCUUCAACUUCGAUAAGCUCAACCGUGGUAGUUCCGAUCAUCGGUUACCAUUUGCCAUAACAGUGCUUUUCAAGCGGUAUGCUACAUGUACUGAAUUCAAUUUCUAAUAAAAAAACGGUAUAUUUUAUCGACGGUGUUAA
Messenger RNA from Anopheles stephensi (Asian malaria mosquito), 1731 nucleotides. RefSeq names its product leucine-rich repeat extensin-like protein 3. The coding region runs from base 109 to 1032 and encodes 307 amino acids. The transcript has 2 exons. Lineage: Eukaryota; Metazoa; Arthropoda; Insecta; Diptera; Culicidae. The record is from RefSeq and is a predicted model, not a curated record.